Rhinocladiella mackenziei CBS 650.93 is the source of this 594-nucleotide messenger RNA. RefSeq lists its product as uncharacterized. The coding region runs from base 1 to 594 and encodes 197 amino acids. Lineage: Eukaryota; Fungi; Ascomycota; Eurotiomycetes; Chaetothyriales; Herpotrichiellaceae. The record is from RefSeq and is a predicted model, not a curated record. The transcript has a single exon.
AUGUCUUUCAACACCACAGUACUUAUCACUGGCUCCAAAGCCGGUAUGGGACGAGGCCUGCUUUCAACAUCCGCCUCUCGCCCGAACACAUUGGCCAUCGCAGCCAUUCGAGACGGCCCGGAUUCUGCCGCCACCAAUUCUCUGAGGUCUCUACCUGUUAUUACUGGCAGCAAAAUCGUCGUAGCAAAGUACAACACCGGUUCAAAGACAACAGCAGUCAACCUCGUUACAUACCUCAGAUCAACCCACAAGAUUACUAGUCUCGAUGUUGUUGUUUGCCCAUGCCGGUACACUCAAACACUUUGGCCCAGCAAAAGGAGCUUCUGCAGAGACUGUCAUAGAGCAUUUCGAGGUCAAUUCCCUGGUUCCGACCCUGUUGUCCCAAGCCACACAAGCUCUGUUGUCCGGGCGCCGACCACUAUGAGAAAUACAGCAGCAGCAUAUGCCAGCAUGUGUCCAGAUGAUAUUCCGGUCACGCUCAAGGACAGUAUCAAAGGACUGAUGGUGGUGUUUGAUAGGGCUGACAAAGCCAUGUACCGUGGGAAGGUUUGGGACCACAAUGGGGUCCAGAUGCCUUGGUUGUCUGAUAGGUAG